Molecule: messenger RNA, 1671 nt
Organism: Debaryomyces hansenii CBS767
Lineage: Eukaryota; Fungi; Ascomycota; Pichiomycetes; Serinales; Debaryomycetaceae
Exons: 2
Coding region: 1-1671 (556 amino acids)
Molecular function (GO): DNA binding; nuclease activity
Source: RefSeq, a predicted model, not a curated record
AUGGAUAGUAUAGAAAUAAUAGAUGUGCUAGAAAGCCCUACAGUCACAAAAUCUAAUGGUGAAAUAAUUGAAGUUCUUUCUGAUUCAGAUGAUGCUAAUAUCCAUCCACACGUAAAUGAAACGAGAAAUAAACUAAUAGACAAAGGUCUAAUAUUGUCUGAUAUAUCUUAUGAUGAUCCGAGCCAGAAAAGUGACAAUGCGGAAAAGAUCGUUAAGAGAAGAAAGAGGAAUAUCAUAAUUCUGGAGCAGCCAUCAUCGCCAGAUCGGUUAGCUAACACUUCGAUUCUUGAUUCGUCAUUUAGCUUUGUUACACGAGAAAACGAGCCUGAGCCUACCAAUACAGCAGCUAGUAGCAAUACAGCAAUUCUUGACGUCACUAACUGGCUAUCUGACAGUGGUGAUGAGUCGAACCUUAUUUUGAGACAUGCGACGGAUAAAACGACUAAUGCAUUGAAAUCAAACACCACAUCAAAUCGUGAUACUACACGUAAAAUAAAUUCAAGCAAAGUACCUAGCUAUACUAAAAAGACUAGUGUUGCUACGGGCCACGUAACGGCGGUGGAUCUGCGGAUCGCUGAAUUAUCAGACCCUAUAGAAUCCUCUUCACCUUUGCAAUCUUCUUCGAAGAAAUUUGCCCAAAGUCAUAGAAAAGUGGUUCAACCAGCAAAGAAACGUUGCAAAGACCCCCAUCCUGCAGAGCCUUAUUCCAAGAAAGAAUUGAACGAAGCAAAUAAAGUGACAAGAAAAAAAGAAGACCUUCUAUCUGAGAUGGUCAUACAAAUACCUUCGCUUUUAUACGACAGGGAUUUUGAAGAUGAAUAUAUGAAACAAAUAUUUAUUGAGCCAAAAGUGGAGAAGACGAACUCUAACUUACCCAUCAUUUCUUGGAAGAGAAAGGUGAAAGCUAGGUAUGAUGCAGAACGAGACGUUUUUAUCCCAUGUGAACCUACGGAGAUCAACGAGAAGAAUAUUGUGAUAUAUUAUAAGGCAAAGGAUUUUGUAAAUUCCUUAAUAGAAGGAACAAUAUCUCUGUUGCUUGAUGAAUGUAAAACAGAAGCUAAACGCCAUAACUUGUCCUCCGGGUCUCAUAUAAUAAUAAUUGUGGAAGGGUACGUUCAAUUUUUAACAAAAAUUAGGAAUAUGGAAGACAAGAGGUAUAAGAAGGCUGUUCUAGAUAAACUAAAUCCUAAUGAUGGUGAUACUGGAAACAAGAGGCUGAAAAAACAGGAAGAUGGUGUAUCGUUGUCGCCGAAAGAAAUUGAUCAAUUAGUUAAUGAAUCCCAAGUAAGAUUAAGCGUCAAUAUAUUUCCUGUUAAGAAUAACAAAGAUGCCAUAAAUUGGCUACAAUCAUUCACUUAUACAAUCGCAUAUGCAUUAUAUGAUAAAUUCGAAAGAAAUAUAUCAUUGGCCAACCUUGGCACAGUAAAAUCAGGUACUGAUACUAAAUCAACUUAUUUCCAGACUGUUAAACAAUUUAGAUUGAUGACAGAACCUAAAAUUGAAAAACUUUAUGGAUUUUAUACGUCCAUAUUUGCAUUAUAUUCAAGAUUUCAAACUAACGAUACACUUGGAAAGGAUAAUUUUGGUAAAAAUAUCGUCCCUCCAUCUACCGAAAGUGCAAUGAAGAAGCUCUUCACGUCAGAGGACCCAAAUGAUGUGGUGCACGAGUAA